AUGGGCAUUGACGCCGAGGCGCCACCAUCUGGACCAGCCAAGACACAACGAUGGCACAGCUUCAACCUUUAUCGCAUCCCGUUCACCGCCUCCAAGAUGCUUCUCACGGCAUCAGAUCCCGAACACACACCACUCUACUAUGUCGAGCCCGCCCUUCGUGCUGGUAAGACGGGAAAAGCAGACAUUACCCUGUAUCGACUCUUCCCUCCAGACUAUAUCUGGCCCAAUGCUAACCGACAAAGUCCAGACAUCAUUGUGAAUGGAGUCCCCCACGAUGGCCGCAAGCUAUCCGCCCAGAACGCACGUGAAAUGGGCAAAGUUGUGGCAACAGCGCACUUCCGGCACACUCAGAAGAAGAUCGGACUGGCUUAUGGUGAUCCUGGCCGCACUGAAGUGGUCGGUAUCAUUUAUUGCGACCCGAGGAAAGGAGAACUCCAGCGGGAACACCGAGGCUUGCAGCACUGGGAGACGAUGAGCAGACACAGUAAAGGGCGGUACAGUUUCGUGAUGCCUUCCAUCUCGGUCGGACAGCACGUCCUCGGGUCUACCAAAUUCGUGAAUGAUUUUGCGAAUCCUUUCUCCAGCAAUCCAGCCAGCGUGCCAGCUGAGUCGGACGAGCACAGUGCGCACAACAUUGGCCGCGACGACUGGUGGGAAGACCUCGAUAAAUCUCCUUUUGAUGCUCACGGACAUGCGACCACCGACAGCUACGAGACCACCCCAUCAGCAUCCACUACAUCGAGUGUUCGCGACAGCAGCAUCAAAGCGCCCAGCUCUACUCCAACCUCCAACCCACACGCGCCGCGCCACCUUACAUGGAAACGCACUCACUCCCUCGCCUCCGGCCUCGAAAACGCCGCCCUCUACCGCCUCGCUAGCGUGGCCAACUUCAAGCUCGUCGACGACCACACGGGCCAAAUAUUGGCGGUCUUCGAAAGCAAUGGCCUCAAAAGCUUUCGGAAGCUGGGGAAGCUCAAGGUCUUGAAGGGCGAGGGACGCGGCAGCUUGAAGGAUGGGGAAGGUGUAGACGAGUGGUUGCUUUUGAAUGCGUUGUUGACGAAAUGUGUGAUUUGUGAGCAGAUGAGGAGGGAUGGGUGA
Molecule: messenger RNA, 1098 nt
Organism: Cyphellophora attinorum
Lineage: Eukaryota; Fungi; Ascomycota; Eurotiomycetes; Chaetothyriales; Cyphellophoraceae
Exons: 1
Coding region: 1-1098 (365 amino acids)
Source: RefSeq, a predicted model, not a curated record